GGUGUGAUCUCGGUGGCUCUCGUAGCGCCAGUGAGAGAGAGAGUGAGAGUGAGAGAGAGAGAGAUUAUAGCGGUCUACGUCGACAGUAACCGGACUCUGUGACUCUCGGCGCUCGGGUUUGGUAGAAAGUUGAGGGAAGAGACGGAGACGGAAAGCGGGAGCGGAAACACCGACCGGCGGUGAAGGAAGAACAAUACCGAAGUCUGCUUCUCGACAUUGACACUUCCACAUCAGCAGCCGCCAUCGUUACUGAGUGGAUUUGUAGCAGCUGCUCGGGAGAGACGCUGUAAAAGCUCCACCGCAGGAAAUGAUGUAAAUGUUUAUAGAAAAACAGUUCCAUUACAUACAGAGGCGGCGAGCGCGCGCGCGCACGGGAUGCUUUGCUUCACUAAGCUCCAUUAGGAGUUACUUUGGAUAUUUUUUAUUUCCAGUAAAACCCGCACACAAUUCUCGCCUGUAUUUGGACUUUUCCGUCGACGCGAGUAUCGUGUAAGCACUCGGGGCGCACUCGUGUUCCUCGGAGCGCAUGCGUUCUCGGGAACCGGGGCUGUGAUCGGCGGGGGCGCCGCGCGCGCGCGGGUUGAUAUGGCCGCGUCGGGAGGAGCGAAGAGCGGGAAGCUGGACGAGGCGCAGGCGCUGGCGCGGAGCUGCGCGGGGAGACCCGACUUCCUGCCGUGCGACGGACUCUCCAUCUGCGCCACGCACAGCCACGGGAAGUGCUUCAAGCUGCACUGGUGCUGCCACCUGGGCUGGUGCCACUGUAAAUAUGUCUACCAGCCUAUGACCAGUGUGUGCCAGCUGCCCACAACACCAGUCCCUGCCUCGCCCUCAGAUAACACCGACACCAUAAACCUGUCAAUCUCACUGACCGAGCGUCUCCUCAGGACCGCCCCCAAAUUCAGAGCUCCACCCUGCCCAGAGUCCCCCAGAUUCUGCAUCAUCUCUGACCUUUUUGUCGACGACUACAUUGUAAAACGGAUCAACGGCAAGAUGUGCUACGUUCAGAGGCCUCCAGCAGCAGUGCCUGUUCCUCGAGAGAGGGCGCCGGCCUCACCAGCCCAGCCGCCCAGUCAGCACGCUCAAAAUCAGCCAUCCCAAGUAGCCCAAACUCCAAACACACAAGGCCAAAAGGGUCCCAAAAUGGACCACUGUUCCUCACCAUCCAGCUCAGAGGACUCUGGGAUCAACGCCUUGGGUCUUCACUACGUGGAGUCGUGCGAGGAUGACUCCUGUGAGGAUGAUGAGGAGGACGAUGAGGAGGAGGACGAUGAAUUGAGCACAGAUGGCAACUCCAGUCCUGGGAGCCUCUGGGAGCAGGAUGAAUGCACUCUGCUCUCGCCAUCCAAGUCGACUGUGGAGAUAAUUGAGAAUAUUGAGACGACUGUCUAACACAUCAAGACAAAUUGUGUUUAAAUGUUUUUUUGACAACACAUGCAUUACCAGUCUUCAACUUGAGGAUGCAAGUUGGUUGGCCACCUGGUUACAUGGUGAUAAUUACAUGGAAACUUUCUCAUUGGUUCUCCUCACAGUCAGCUCCUACACCCUUCAUGUCCUUUAUACACGAGUCUCCUCUUUGCAUGGUGACCCUGCUAUGGAUUAUACACAGUAGAUUUCAAAAAUACAUUCAUGCAUGUAUGUAGUACCACGUUUGGCCAAAUGAAGCUGUUGCCCAGGUUUUCUGCACAGGAUAAAAGAGCGAGUUUAAAAUGAAUUGUGAUACAUACACAAGCACAAGUUUCCUUAGUAAACAAGAAGGAACUCGUGCUUAAUCUACAGGAAUAACCUUGUAUGGAUAUUCUCUCUCCAAGGACCUGAAUAUUCAAUACAUCACAAAUGAAUGGAGGAGAAUAUGAUAGGCAAUAAAAGGAGGCAAUAGAGUGAGACUAUGAAAUGUUAUCUUCUGUAGAAGAGAGAAAGGAUUGGAAGAAAUUGAGAGAGAAGGGCAGAACAGGGUGAGAGGCUCUUCAGUCUCUUUUAAGCAGGCACCAUUUGAAGUGUGACUAAAUCAUAUAUGAGUUGGGAAGACUGUAAGGACACGACGUGAAGAAAGACCACAUAUUCUGAAGUCUCCACAGAGUAUCAGCUUACAUCUUCCUUUCAAUUCUUCCUUCCACAACGGUGAAGAGCCCUGAAGCUUUAAGAAGAUUUAGCAGAAUGAAUUCCAAUGUCUUGACAAUCAUUUAAUGAUAUAGAUCUAGGGGUAGUUUCAAAGAGCUGAUUAUCAGCAGAACUUCAAGGGGUGAGAUGGUGAGUUAUGUCCUUCUUAAAGCACAGCGUGGAUACUUUGAUCCAUUUGUGUAGCAGUAUGAAAGCUACCACGCUGCUGUCAUCACUGAAACCAAAUCAGAGCUCUAGUUCAGAGAGCAACAGUUAUUUCUACAAGGAUAUUUAUUGGCAGUGCUCCUUUUUUCCCCAACAAAAUACUAACAGCCUAUUUAAUAACCAGUGAUGUAUGACCUAAGCACAUGAUGAACUAACUCUACUGUCUUUGGAUGGAAGUGAUUAUCUAUUUUAUACUACCGUGGGCAGAGGUCAUAUUUACAGAGGUCAUCUUUAGAGACGCAUUUUAGAGUGCUUUGAAGCUGGCAGCCCACACGUAAAAGCACAGCCUACAUGGACCUGAGAGCUACGAGCCAACAGAAUUUAAUACCAUGCAUUAAAAAUCACUGCAGCCCAGCCGACAACUACUGAUUAUUAAUGCAAGUGCAUGAAAUUGCUACAGUCUAAUAUAAUCGUGAUGAUUUAGCUAGACUCAGAUGUAAAUGAGAUUAAAAUGAUGCCCAGGACAAAGUGACCUAGCCAUCCCUUUCCCUGCAUUAUACAUGCAUUAAGUAACUGUACAGUACUUUCAUUUUGGGUUCAGAAAGCCCUGCUGUGGGAUUAUAAAUGUAUUUAAAUCACAUUCGAAACAGUUGUGCAACUGCAUUAAGAAAGAGACUGUUAAGGAUCACUGUCGCUGUCCUCCCCGGAGUGGACACUAAACUUCUGUUGACAGUCCACUCCUGUCUGUGUCUCCUGAUGGCUCCAGACUGUGAUAAUAGCGUCUCUGUUUAUAAGCACAGAACUUUGUCACUGCCUGAGUAGAAGAGUCCAUUUUGAAGCUGCUUAAGUAGAAAACCUAAUGGACCUGUCAUGGAGCCUUGAGGAACCCCACACUCAAUUAUUUGUAUGAUUACCUCUCCUGCUGGUGGAUUAAAUAAAUGGGUGUCCCUGUAUCUCUGCAGUUUUCUAUCAGGGAAAUAAUACUGUAGCUAUAAACAUGUACUGUAGAUACACAAAUGUUUAUCUCGCCUUUAAAUAAACCCCUUUCUUAUAUCA
This is a messenger RNA of Ictalurus furcatus (blue catfish), 3318 nucleotides long. It is a transcript of the gene c26h3orf70, whose product is annotated as chromosome 26 C3orf70 homolog. Bases 586 to 1389 code for a protein of 267 amino acids. Lineage: Eukaryota; Metazoa; Chordata; Actinopteri; Siluriformes; Ictaluridae. The transcript is spliced from 2 exons. The record is from RefSeq and is a predicted model, not a curated record.